CGGGGCGCCGGGGCCCGCAGGUCGCCGGCCGUGCCCCGGCUGCGCCUCCGAGCCUCGCCCAUGGCUGAGGGCCGGCGCCGGGAGGACGAGGAGGAAGAGCUACGCGAGCGCCGCGAGCUUGGUGGCCCGCGCCGCGCCCGGGGCCGCGCGCUCUCGGGCCACCCGGCCGCAGAUCGCAACGAACGAAAUAAACCAGAACAUCGUUCUUCAAGCCAAGGACCCUUGUCGUCCAUUAGAGCGGUAAUCAAGAGAUCUUCUCGGACUUCUAUUCAGAGUGAACUUCAUCGAGAUAGGAGGCGCCCAGAGAUCACCAUUGUGGCAGCUGAGCCAUUGAGGCCAGCCUCGUGGUUUCCAGGAGCCCCACCCCCAGGACUGGGAUUUUCCCCAUCUUCUGCCGCAGGCCCUUGGAGGCCAAAUGAGCUGGUUCCUGCUGAGCUCCCACCAUCCUAUGAACAAGUCAUAAAAGAAAUAAACCAAGUUCAAGUUAAUACUACAAAUAAUAAUAAUGCUGCUGCCACUCCAAGGCACACUGUUACUUCUGCAACUCAGACUGACUUUUCAGAAGAAAUAGACAACGAUCUGCCUCAAACACUCCAGGCACCUCUCAAGCCUCUCCAGCCUUCCCCAACAGUCUCAUCUGGCAAUCUUUCAACAAAUGUGGAGCCUUUAAUAGUUUUUGAUAUUUUCGAAGAACAGAGUUGUUCAGAAAACCCCAGUGCUACAAGAUGUCCAGUGCCAAAACCAAGAUCAAAAAGCAACCUCAGACCAGUAGCCAGAGAUACUCACAUUAAAGAGCAAAGUCACCAGAAAAUCAGCCCAGCGGCCACGGAAGAGGAGUCAUCCCCAGGCCGGCCCCAGUCUCUGUUGGACAAUACCAACAACUUAGACAGUCAGGCAGUGAUGAACAUUAUGAACACAGAACAAAGCCAAAAUAGUAUUGUUUCAAGAAUCAAAGCAUUUGAGGGUCAGACAAAUACAGAAACCUCAGGACUGCCCAAGAAACCAGAAAUUACUCCCCGUACACUUCCCUCCAGGCCUACUGUUUCCUCAGGGAAACCCUCUGUGGCUCCCAAACCAGCGGCUAACAGAACUUCUGGAGAAUGGGACUCUUGGACUGAAAGCAGACUCAAGGUGACCUCCAAGGAAGGGCUCACCCCAUACCCUCCACCGCAAGAAGUAGGAAGCAUCUCAGUAACCAAACCUGAAUUGCCAAAGAAACCAAAUCCUGGCCUUAUACGAAGUGCUAAUCAUGAGAUAACGGGAGGAGGGCCCCUGGCAGAGAGCCCUGAUGGUGGGAAGAAAGUCCCAACUCCUGCUCCACGGCCUUUGCUGCCGAAGAAAUCAGUUUCCUCAGAAAAUCCCACCUGCCCUCCGCUGAAACCCGUCACUGUUCCUCCCCGACUUUCAGUGGCAUCACAAGCCAAAGCAUUCAGGUCACUGGGAGAAGGGCCCCCGGCUAAACCCCCAGGUCCAGUUCUGCAAAGCAAGCCCCUGGGUGAUAUCGACCUCAUCAGCUUUGAUGAUGAUGUUUUACCCACCCCAUCUGGGAACCUGGCUGAAGAAUCUGUUGGUUCAGAGAUGGCUCUAGAUCCCUUUCAGCUCCCCACAAAAACAGAACCAACAAAAGAACAAGCAGUUCAACCAGCACCCACCAGGAAGCCCACUGUAAUUCGAAUUCCAGCCAAACCAGGAAAAUGUUUACAUGAGGAUCCACAAAGCCCACCUCCUCUCCCUGCUGAAAAACCUAUUGGAAACACUUAUAGUAUAGUAUCUGGAAAACUCAGUAAUAUUGACAGAACUAGAAACUUGGAAUCCAGCCACACUGGUCAUACAGGAGGUUUUGUGCGAGGACCCCCAAGGUUGCCACCAAGACCUGUAAAUGGAAAAACCAUUUCAACUCGACAACCUCCUCCCAAGGUGCCCCCUGAGAGACCACCUCCCCCCAAACUUUCUGCGACCAGAGCAUCAAAUAAAAAACUGCCUUUUAAUCGGUCCUCUUCUGACAUGGAUCUUCAGAAAAAACAAAGUAACUUGGCAUCUGGACUCUCAAAAGCCAAGAGUCAAGUCUUUAAAAAUCAAGAUCCGGUGCUACCCCCUCGCCCCAAACCAGGACACCCUCUCUACAGUAAAUACAUGCUGUCUGUGCCUCAUGGAAUUGCCAAUGAAGACAUUGUCCCACAAAACCCCGGAGAUCUCUCUUGUAAGCGUGGGGACGUACUUGUGAUGCUGAAGCAGGCAGAAAAUAAUUACUUGGAAUGCCAAAAGGGAGAAGAUACUGGCAAAGUCCACCUGUCUCAGAUGAAGAUUAUUACUCCACUUGAUGAACAUCAUAGAAGCAGACCAAAUGAUCCAAGCCGCGCUCAGAAGCCUGUUGACAGUAGCGCUCCUCACGCUGUUGUUCUUCAUGAUUUUCCAGCAGAGCAAGUUGAUGAUUUGAACCUCACUUCUGGAGAAAUUGUUUAUCUUUUGGAAAAGAUAGAUAGAGAUUGGUACAGAGGGAACUGUAGAAACCGGAUUGGCAUAUUUCCUGCCAACUACGUCAAAGUAAUUGUUGAUAUUCCAGAAGGAGGAAAUGGGAAAAGAGAAUCCAUUUCAUCUCUUUGUGUUAAAGGCUCAAGAUGUAUUGCUCGGUUUGAAUAUGUUGGCGACCAGAAGGAUGAGUUAAGUUUCUCAGAGGGAGAAAUUAUUAUUCUUAAAGAGUAUGUGAAUGAUGAAUGGGCCAGAGGAGAACUUCGAGACAGAACUGGGAUUUUCCCCCUUAACUUUGUGGAACUUGUUGAAGAUUGUCCCACCUCUGCUGCAACUGUUUUAAGCUCAAAGGUACCACUAAAAACCAAAAAAGAAGAUUCUGGCUCAAAUUCUCAGGUUAACAGUCUUUCUGGAGAGUGGUGUGAAGCUCUUCACAGUUUUAGAGCAGAGACCAGUGAUGACUUAUCCUUCAAAAGGGGAGACCGGAUCCUGAUCCUGGAGCGUCUGGACUCUGACUGGUGCAGGGGCAGACUGCAGGACAGAGAGGGGAUCUUCCCAGCAGUUUUCGUGCGGCCCUGCCCAGCUGAGGCAAAAAGUGUGUCUGCUAUAGCACCGAAGGGGAGGAAGGCCAAAGCCUUAUAUGAUUUCCACGGGGAGAAUGAAGAUGAGCUUUCCUUCAAGGCUGGAGAUAUAAUAACAGAGCUGGAAUCUGUAGAUGAUGACUGGAUGAGUGGAGAACUAAUGGGAAAAUCUGGAAUAUUUCCCAAAAACUAUGUUCAGUUUCUACAAGUCAGCUAAAGGUGAAGCCUGACUGUGUUUGUUGACACAAGAACUCACUUGAACUAUCACUUUGACUAUCAGAUAUGUUUUUGCACUAUUUUUUUAACUGAAAAAGAAAUAUCUAAGCUGUACAUGGUACACUAGAAUUUUCUGAAAGCAGAAAACUUCUAGAUUUUGUAGUUAGCUUUCAUUACAGUAGAAACAUGCACAUGGGAACCCAUGAGCUAGGAUUCUACCAAGGAAAAUAUCUAGCAGGAUUAGCAAUGGAGACACAUUUCCCCAGGGAAAACAUCUGGUGACAUGGCAGCACAGGGAAGCUGACAAGCAAAAGUUGCACUUGGACAUCUAUUUUAAUCAGCACAAGUGAAUUAACUGUGCUUUUUCACUUUUUACUUUUGUUUAAAAAGAAGGUGUUUGACAUUCUACAUCAUGUAACUAUCAGGUUAGUAAUCUAAAUUUCAUUUUUGAUGUUCAGAUUAAUUCUUACAGUUUGAAUGCAUUAGCCUUAUUACCAGGGCCAGUCUUUCCUUCAGGAGAGAUCGUUUAAUGACUAGUUGGAGCAUUUGUAAGCACAUAGUGUUAUCAGUUCAUGCUCACCAAAUGCUUCUUGUUACUGUGUUUUCCAUUUGUCCAAGGAUUUGAAGGUGGUCAAAAUGUGAUGUAUGUUACCUACUCAAAAGAACCAAAAGCAUCCCUGAAAUGCCUUGCUAAUACAACUAACCCUUCCAUAUACAUGCUAUACUUAUUUCUUUGCUCAAUGUAUACUUUAUGUUAACAGGGUUAUUAUAAAGCAUACUUCCUGAAUCUGCAAUCAUUCCUUUGACAAUGACUGGUACCCAAAGGAAAAUUCAUUUUCUUUGCAUUACCCCAGUAAUAUAUAAAAGCUGUUUCUUGUUAUAGUAGUACAUUAUGAAUCACAAAUCGUAUCUUAGAAUACAGAACAGCUGUUAAGAUGGAAAACAAUGCCAAACCCCCAAAGCUCAUUUCUUUACAAUAUAAUCAGAAUGAAAAAUAAUUUAAGAGGACUGAAGACUGGUACUUUUUUCUUUUAUUUUUUUCCCUAGCUCAUCCCUGCAUAAUUAUUAGAGUAAAUAAAAAAACCACUUUCCUGCCCUCCAUUGUUGUACCUUCUAAGCUUGAGAUAAAAGUGGUUCUUUUCAUGACUGAUUCAAUUACAGUUUAUGGGCUAAAGCCAGAUAGGUUGAAGACAAUCUUCCAGACAGAUCAGUGGAAUAGAAUUUUAUUGGAAAUAUAAAAUGCUUUCCCAACAAUGCUCAUGACUUUCUUCUAUUUUGAGAAGAGUUUCAUAUGCUGGACCACUUUUUAGCUUUUGUUGUUUUUUCCCAUUGUCCAAAAAGUUAGGCCAUCAGUGGUUAUACCAUUAUGGGAACACCACAUGGAGUUCUAUAUAAGUAAGGCAAUAUUUACUUUGUAUUUUACUAAAGUUCAUCUCCCAGUUAUGUGGUUACAUUUGGUUUUAGAGUAUGAGAACUGUUUUUUCUACAUGUUUAGGGUAAAGAAGCGAGUAUAAAGAAAAUUCUUGUCAAAUGUCAUUCAAAACUAAUUUCAUGAGAAAUGGGUGACUCAAAGCAUUAUCCAAACCAAAUUCUCAAUUGCAGUAAGCUAUACAACAACAAGAAGAGGGUGGGGACAUGGAUUGGGACAUGAGGUAUAUGAUCUUUGCCUGUGUAAUUUUAACAUCUUUUAUUGGAGAUUCUGAAAACCUGUUUUUAUUGGAGAAAAAUAUCCCCCUUAAAUUUUGGCCUUCUGUCAGCAGAAUUAUAAGUGCAAUAGUUGUAAAUCUACUUGACACUAUAAUAAACUGAACCGAACUUA
This is a messenger RNA of Lemur catta (Ring-tailed lemur), 5085 nucleotides long. It is a transcript of the gene SH3D19, whose product is annotated as SH3 domain containing 19. Bases 61 to 3267 code for a protein of 1068 amino acids. The record is from RefSeq and is a predicted model, not a curated record. NCBI's taxonomy places the organism in Eukaryota, Metazoa, Chordata, Mammalia, Primates, Lemuridae. Gene Ontology annotation, molecular function: protein binding. The transcript is spliced from 21 exons.